CGUGGCUCUUUUCUGUGGACUCUGAGGGAGCCCUCGCAGAUUUUGGUUCCCCAUUCGAGACGCGGCAGGAACUCCAUUGGCGGGUCCUUGGUGACUGACAGAUGCCACACCAAUAUGUACCAGGAACAGAAGGGAAGAGAGAAUGGCUGUUUUCUUUCUAUCUCUUGCCCCAGAUGGACGGGAGGCUCUUCAGUCGCAAACACCUACUGCUGUGUAAAUGAACUAAGGCUAGAUGGGAGAAUUCUGGAAAUUCUGUCAUCCCACACCCUGUCUCUUUUCUAGCUCAGGUGGUAGAAAAGUAUCUAGAUCACCAUGGCAACUGGACGGAAGUUGAUGAGAGCUAUUAGAGUUUUUGAAUUUGGUGGACCAGAAGUGCUGAAACUCCAGGCGGAUGUUGCAGUACCAAUUCCAAAAGACCAUCAGGUCCUAAUCAAAGUCCAUGCCUGUGGUGUAAACCCAGUGGAUACAUAUAUUCGCUCUGGUACUUACAGCAGAAAACCACUUUUGCCCUACACUCCUGGUACAGAUGUGGCUGGGGUAAUAGAAGCUGUUGGAGAUAGUGUAUCUGCUUUCAAGAAAGGUGACAGAGUUUUCACUACCAGCACAGUCUCUGGGGGCUAUGCAGAGUAUGCGCUUGCAGCAGAUCACACCGUUUACCCACUGCCAGAAAAACUGGACUUCCAACAAGGAGCUGCCAUUGGUAUCCCAUAUUUUACUGCUUAUCGAGCUCUGCUCCACAGCGCCCGUGUGAAAGCUGGAGAAAGUGUUCUGGUUCACGGGGCUAGUGGAGGAGUUGGGCUAGCAGCAUGCCAAAUCGCUAGGGCUUAUGGCUUAAAGGUUUUGGGCACAGCUGGUACUGAGGAAGGGCGAAACAUUGUUUUACAAAAUGGAGCACAUGAAGUGUUUAAUCACAGAGAAGCUAAUUAUAUUGAUAAAAUUAAGAAAUUUGUUGGUGAAAAAGGAAUGGAUGUGAUUGUUGAAAUGUUAGCUAACGUAAAUCUUAGUAAUGAUUUGAAUCUGCUGUCAUAUGGAGGACGAGUAAUAGUUGUUGGCAGCAGAGGUCAUAUUGAAAUAAACCCACGGGACACCAUAGCUAAAGAAUCUAGUAUAAUUGGAGUUGCUCUCUAUUCAUCAACAAAGGAGGAAUUUCAGCAAUUUGCAGCAGCCCUUCAAGCUGGAAUGGAAAUUGGUUGGAUGAGACCUGUCAUCGGUUCUCAGUAUCCACUGGAGAAGGUGGCCCAGGCUCAUGAAAAUAUCAUUCAUAGCAGUGGGGCUACUGGGAAAAUGAUUCUUGUCUUAUAAUGAUUAAUUCUGUCAUAUGUUUACAACAUAAUUUAGAAGUUUUCUACCCCAGUAUUACUUAACUCUCCUUGCUUUAAGUGAGAUUCAUUUGAUCCAGUGAGCUUCUUACAUUAAAAAACAAGAUUUAUCUUUAGAGAUCAUGAGCAGUAGAAUACAAUUUAUUGCAUAGCUGGCAGUAUUUGUGCCUUCUGCCUCUAAUCAGGAGUCAUCACAUAGGAAAUAGAAUGUUAGUGCUCAUUUGGAAUUGGGCUGCAUUACAGAAAUUCCUGACUGACACUUAAUCAUUAAUUCCAUGCCAUUGACUAAAGCAAACUAAUUCAAAAUAAGACUACUUGAUUCCCAAGCCUGUUUCUCCUUAUAAUGGUUCUUUAGUCUAUGAUUAGCCCAGAACUUGAUUAAGUCUGAAGAUUUUCUGGACUAUUCAAGAUCCCUUUUCUAAACUAAUCUCAUCUGGAUCUACAAGUCUCUUGGGAGGGCACGAUAAACCAUGUCCAGAGAAUUGUGUUAGUUUUCCAAUAUUUCCCAAAAUAAUAGAACAUUCACUGUGUUAAUGGUUGAUUGUUAAUGGUUGAUUACCAGUGGUCUGUAUAUUCUGUGAGGACAGCAGCCUUAUCUUUGGUUUAAUACGGUAGAAGGUACAUAAUCUCCAAAUAGAUAUUUCCUGAUAAAUUCAAUUUUCAAGGAGGUUUAGAAUUACCUGUUUUUGUGAUUCUCCUAAAGAAUCAUAUCUUUUUAUUUUAGUUAUUAAACAAACUUGACACAUUAAGAAUAAUCUGAUUUUGUUUUCAUAAUAUGAUAACCUGUCAUAAAUGCUGUAGGAAACUAAACACUGUGUUUAUCUGUUUUGUGUUCAUAUAGUGCUUGCCUUAGGUCUGUUUUACACAGCUCCUAAUAGUUGCUUCUUAACAGUGUUCUGUGCUGGAAGUCUUUACCCAAACUGAGUAAAGAGAUGAUCAUUUAGAAAUCUUGCCACCAAGAUUAUGUCCAAGGAAAUGAGGUGUGAUUGUUACUUUGUUCUUGUUUUCCUUCAUAUGCACACAGCCUCCUAUGUGUUGAAGCAUUAUGUGGUUGGUUCUGCUGACCUGAUUUAUUCUGUUGAAUGACAGCUUCUAGUUUGAACAUAGAGUCUUGCUUUAAUAGUAAACAGAAAGCAUCACUAGCUUCUAUAAUUAAGAAGUGUCAUUGACUUCAGGUUGUAUGUGCCAUGGCUGAAGUGUUUUUGCUGUUAGCAUUCUUGAAGUUAUAUUCAGUGUUUCUUUUACAGGUUAGCCAUCCUGUGAAAUAUCAUGUUUGAAAAAAAAGUUACAAAAACAGUGUCCUGAAUCUAGAGACUAGCAUUUUAUGUAUAUACUAAAAUGAAGGAUUCUUUCUCAUACAAAAAGAUAAAGGAAUAAUCAUUCUGUAAAAGUCAGUUUAA
Manis pentadactyla (Chinese pangolin) is the source of this 2719-nucleotide messenger RNA. It is a transcript of the gene CRYZ, whose product is annotated as crystallin zeta. The record is from RefSeq and is a predicted model, not a curated record. Gene Ontology annotation, molecular function: NADPH binding; mRNA 3'-UTR binding; zinc ion binding. Gene Ontology annotation, cellular component: cytosol. Lineage: Eukaryota; Metazoa; Chordata; Mammalia; Pholidota; Manidae. The transcript is spliced from 10 exons. The coding region runs from base 313 to 1302 and encodes 329 amino acids.